AUGUCGUCGGAGCAAGAUUAUCAAGAUCUUUUUGGCCCUCAAGCUAAGAAGGCCAAACGAGGCCGGCAACAGCUCCAGACCGACAAAUCGGCCAACGCGAUCCGCAUUCGAGACAACCAGCGACGAUCACGCGCGCGGCAUAAGGAGUUCGUCGACGAGCUGCAGCGCAAGGUGCAGGAGUACGAGAAGCGCGGGAUCGAGGCCUCGCUCCAGAUGCAAAAGGCAGCCCGCGACGUCGCCAUUGAAAACUCGCGUCUGCGCGCCCUGCUCGCGAGCCGCGGCGUCUCCAACGACCAGGUCGACGCAUACCUGCGCUCCUUCGACGACGAUCCCAAGGGCGCAUCGUCCGCCGUGCCCAUCACCUCGACCCUCGCCCCCAUCCUCAACGCCCCCAUCGUCCUCGAGCCCUCGCCGACACAGCUGCCGCCCCUGCAGGAGCAUUUUGGCCAAACAUUUCCGCCCGAGCCGCUGGAGGACGACCCCGUCGUGAAGAAGAGAAAGUUUGGCGAUGCCCUGCUGCCGCCCGUGCUGACCCUGACCCCGACCCCCGACGUUCAGCAGAGCUCGGCGCUCGACCGACUCGCCGUGCUCGCCGACGCUAGUCUCAACCGUUCCUCCACGCAGCCAGGACACCCUGGGAGGCCCUUGUCGGAACCGUCAAGGAGCCCUCACCCGUACGAUCGCACAAGCCAGACGCCCCCUCGCCCCACUGCGCCGCCGCCGCCGCAGCAGCAGCAGCAUCAUCAACAGCUACCGGCCGUGUCGCCUCAUGAAAUGUCUUGCAACGCUGCGGCUCGAAUCAUUGCCGAUAUGCAAGGGGGGAAUGGCGACGAACGAAAGGCCAAGAUCGCUCUCGGAUGCGGGGCCCAGGACGAGGACUGCUUCGUCAAAAACACGUCCAUCUUCCGAAUGCUUGAUCACCGAUGA
Colletotrichum destructivum is the source of this 927-nucleotide messenger RNA. RefSeq lists its product as uncharacterized. The record is from RefSeq and is a predicted model, not a curated record. Bases 1 to 927 code for a protein of 308 amino acids. Lineage: Eukaryota; Fungi; Ascomycota; Sordariomycetes; Glomerellales; Glomerellaceae. The transcript is spliced from 2 exons.